This is a messenger RNA of Marasmius oreades (fairy-ring Marasmius), 1685 nucleotides long. RefSeq lists its product as uncharacterized. The coding region runs from base 35 to 1519 and encodes 494 amino acids. NCBI's taxonomy places the organism in Eukaryota, Fungi, Basidiomycota, Agaricomycetes, Agaricales, Marasmiaceae. The record is from RefSeq and is a predicted model, not a curated record. The transcript has 5 exons.
AGUGCUUUCCUUCCGGCCACGACCAUAUGCAACGAUGAGCGCAAGUCGCCGUUCUUCAGUUUCCUCUAUCAGCUCAGUUUCUUCUACCCAUAGUCUAGUCGGACCCGAAUCUCGUCUUGUCUUGGUCCACGACAACUUUGACGGGGACGACAAUGCACUCACUUUCGAAGACAGCGACUACGACGACAACUUCCAGGUUCCUGUCCGCACCUCAUCACCACCCCUUUCGCCUUCCCUCGUUUUCCUCUACCUCCUCUCUCCCCAUUUGAAGUUGGGCGCUCUGUUACUACCCAACGUCGGGUUAUCCCUGAAGAUUGGCCUUCCAGCGUUGUUCCUUUUCGCCGUUUUGUCUGCCUUUGCUCGGCAAAUCUGGUUCAUGUUGGCCAGAUAUGUUCGUCAAGAUGACCUUACGGAUGUGGUUGUAGACGUAUUCGUGAGAUCCAGAGGAAAGACUACGAUGAAGAAGACGUUGAAGAUAAUUGUUCUCUUCGGAAGCGGGAUACUGCGAAUUCUAUUGUCGGUUAUUUUUACUCGUGUAUCUAUCGGUCUAUUAACUCCCUUAUUCUCCGGUGACUUUCCGUUCAUCACCCCUACUAUUCUCUCCGUCAUCGUGGGAUUCUUCCUGCUUCCGUUAUGCCUCGGUCAAUCACUAUCGUCCAAGCUGGUUGUUUAUUCGACAUGGGCCUCCAUUGUUACAUUCGUUUUAUGGUUCUUUUGCGUGACAUACGCCUAUUCCCAUAGAGCGUUGGAAGUCGAUAAUGCUUGGUUAAGGAUGGGGGCCCUUUGGCAAGGAAUCGCGACAAUUGCUUAUGCUUUCGCAUCGUCUAACACACUUGCCUUACAUGCAUCGCUAAGGGCAGGCGUACGACCUUCUUCCUCUGCGGCACAGAAGCGUCCCCUCUCACAUUCGUUCAAAUUCCUUUCUGUUCUGUCUGUAUCGAUAGCACUCCUGUUUUCUAUUCCGCUUGUGAUUUUUGCUGCACUACCGAACAGGUUAAGUCUUCAGGCCUCUCGAGUUCAGCCAUUCAUUGUAUCCCUCAACGCUGCUACCCUUCUAUUGGGUGUCCCGUCUAUCCUUGUGACCGUUCCCAAGGUUCCUGUUUUCAAGCGCAUCAGAUGGCGAACCUCAGUACCUGUAUCUCGCCUUGCAGUCUUCGCCAUCGUACUCAUGUUGGCCAAUGUCCCUGCCUCAGUCAACGUUGUUCUCAGUGAUAUCCUGAUUGCCUUCGCACUUUGUGCGACUUAUUUCCUUCCCGCACUCUUGCACAUAAUUAACCACUUCUUCCGUCAACCUUUGUCUAUUGUCAUUCCCAGUCAACCUAGCACACCGAAUACGUCUUCUCCAGUUGGUAGACACAGCUCCGUGAACGACCCGUUAUUGCUACGCAAAGAGCAGGCAUUGCAGAAAAAACAAUGGAGGAGACGUAUCGCCUGGGAUCUCGGUGUCUGGACGCUGUUACUUCCAGUCGGAGGUGGAGGUUUUGCAUGGGCUAUUGGAACAUUAUUCAGCAGGUGGUGAGAUUAUAGAGUGUUGGGAGGGUAUUGCAUCGAAGUUCGAACGAUGCUUUCUUUUGGGAUGUUAGAUUUCCUAUACGCAAUCAGUGAUUGCACGUAUUGUACUUUGGACAUUGAACGUUGAACGUUGAACAACUACAUAUCGGACAAUGUAUUUUUUUUUCCCGUUU